This is a messenger RNA of Osmia bicornis bicornis, 1235 nucleotides long. RefSeq names its product coenzyme Q-binding protein COQ10 homolog B, mitochondrial. The transcript is spliced from 3 exons. Bases 645 to 1154 code for a protein of 169 amino acids. Gene Ontology annotation, cellular component: mitochondrion. Gene Ontology annotation, biological process: ubiquinone biosynthetic process; cellular respiration. Gene Ontology annotation, molecular function: ubiquinone binding. Lineage: Eukaryota; Metazoa; Arthropoda; Insecta; Hymenoptera; Megachilidae. The record is from RefSeq and is a predicted model, not a curated record.
UGAAAGCUUUAUCACAUUUUGUUAACACUAAUGAAAGCGUGAAAACUGAUUAUGAAGCAUUUGCGCAAAAAUAUAGGCCGUUUUUUUUGACAAAGUUUAAACUAAAAAGUAGAGAAAUCAUUAACUUAAAUAUUUGAUUAAUAUAUCAUUGAAAUACGUAUUCAUUUUCUUGUUUGAAUAUAUUUUAUGCAUAUAUUAUAUCUUACUAUUUGACGUUUAACUACAAAAAUAUCAUAUUAUUUUUAAAUAAACCUUCAUCAUGCAAGUGCUUGUGUGUAGUACUGACGUACUUUUAUUUCAUUAAGUGAUAUUUUAUAAAUUCAUUUAUAUUCUUAAUGAUGUACAUUAUAAAAUACAUCUUUAAAAAAUGAAAUACGUAAAGUUAAUUGAAAAACAAGAAAAUGUAACUGUGAAAAUGAACGAUGUUGGAAGUUUACGACAUCAUAUACGAAGAUAUAUCUAGUCUGUAGAUGUAAAUUUUAUUAAUAUUGCAUUAUAGUGGAAUUAUUAAAUUAUUCCAUCAUGUAUAGACGUUUCAAAACGUUAUAAUUGAUUUUUAAAUCAAAACAAAUAAUACUCCUUUCAGGCGUGUUUCAUUGAUAGAAAGUAUCUUUCAAAAUAAAUACAAUUUUCAUAAACAAUGUAUGCAAAGAUUGCAUAUGACCGAAUCCGGGAGAACAAAAGAAUAUGAAGGCCGUAAACUUAUAGGGUUUUCAAUGGAACAAAUAUAUGAUGUUGUAGCGGACGUUAAAAAUUAUAAACAUUUUGUACCAUUUUGUAAAAAAUCCGAUGUUAUAUUUAAAAGCGACGAUAUUCUCAAAGCUAAUUUAGUAAUAGGAUUUCCACCUAUAAAUGAAAGUUACACUUCAAAAGUAACAAUGGUACAACCGCGUUUAGUAAAGGCAGAAUGUACCGAUGGUAGAUUAUUUAAUCAUUUAAACACACUGUGGUUGUUUAGCCCGGGAUUAAAAAACAACGCACAAACUAGUGUUAUUGAUUUUUCUUUGUCAUUUGAAUUCAAAUCAAUCAUUCAUUCGCACUUGUCAAAUUUAUUUUUUAAUGAAAUUGUAAGACAAAUGGAAAAUGCCUUUCUCGCCGAAGCUAAGCGUAGGUAUGGACGACCUUGUAUAAAAACAGUACGAUUAGAAAGAUGACACAUAGUAAUAUGUUAAAUUAUUAUUGAUAAUGUAUAUUAUGUGUAUAAAUAAAACAAUUGUUUAAGUUAAAUUAACAAA